AUGUUUUCUAAUUCCUCUUCUAAUGGCAGUUCGCACAAGUUUGCAUUAGCAGUUGAUGUGGAACGAAAUAAAGGUUACGGCGGCGGUAGCGACGGCGGCGGCGACGGCCGCGGUGAUUUCGGAGAUGGCGAUGGCCAUGGUUUCAUCCUUGAUGAUAGACACUGCGGUGGCGCAUUCCCAGCAGAUGAUGGCCUUAUAGACGGUCUAGGCGGUGGCCAUGGAGGUGGUCUAGGCGGUGGAAACGGAGGCGAUCUAGACGGCAGCUUCGGAGGCGGAUUAAGCAGUGGUAAAGGAGACGGCCAUUGGGAUGGAUUUAACGAUGGUUUCGGUGGCAACGGCAGUUGGAACGGAAGAGCUGUCUUCAGAUUAAGAUCAAGUGCAAACGCACAGGCCAGUGCAAGCGCUAACUCUGGCGGAGGCUAUGGUGGCCACUACGGCGGUUACGGUAAAGCUUUUGAAGCAAGUGACAUCUGCGACUUUGUAGAGAAAUUCAAGUUACCCUACAUAUCAAUAGAUGAUACGUUAAGCAUUUGGCGUUACUCACAAGUUAAAGAUAUAUGCUCCAGCUACUCCCUAGCAUAA
Messenger RNA from Parnassius apollo (apollo), 582 nucleotides. Lineage: Eukaryota; Metazoa; Arthropoda; Insecta; Lepidoptera; Papilionidae. The record is from the annotation of a GenBank genome assembly.